Messenger RNA from Candidula unifasciata, 534 nucleotides. The record is from the annotation of a GenBank genome assembly. NCBI's taxonomy places the organism in Eukaryota, Metazoa, Mollusca, Gastropoda, Stylommatophora, Geomitridae.
AUGCUAAAGAAGAGGAGCAUCUGCUGUGUUCUUUGUCUGGUGUGUCCUCUUUGUGGUGGGUGCUGUGUCUGGUGUGUCCUCUGUCUGGUGUGUGCUCUGUCUGGUGUGUCCUCUGUCUGGUGUGUGCUGUUUGGUGUGUGCUCUUUGUGGUGUGUCCUCUGUCUGGUGUUUGCUCUGUCUGGUGUGUGCUCUGUCUGGUGUGUGCUCUGUCUGGUGUGUGCUCUGUCUGGUGUGUGCUCUGUCUGGCGUGUCCUCUGUCUGGUGUGUGCUCUGUCUGGUGUGUGCUCUGUCUGGUGUGUGCUCUGUCUGGCGUGUCCUCUGUCUGGUGUGUGCUCUGUCUGGCGUGUCCUCUGUCUGGUGUGUGCUCUGUCUGGUGUGUGCUCUGUCUGGUGUGUGCUCUGUCUGGUGUGUGCUCUGUCUGGUGUGUACUCUGUCUGGUGUGUCCUCUUUGUGGUGUGUCCUCUGUCUGGUGUGUGCUCUGUGUGGUGUGUCCUCUAUCUAGUGUGUGCUGUGUCUAGUGUGUCCUCCGUCUAG